Molecule: messenger RNA, 1033 nt
Organism: Raphanus sativus (radish)
Lineage: Eukaryota; Viridiplantae; Streptophyta; Magnoliopsida; Brassicales; Brassicaceae
Exons: 3
Coding region: 43-984 (313 amino acids)
Source: RefSeq, a predicted model, not a curated record
GUUUAGUUUACAGAGAAUAUUUCGAUAAAGUAAUUGUUUUUUAUGUUGUUUGAUGUUUGUGCAGUGGUAUGUUACGGCACGGAGGGCAGGAACCAUAUCGGGUAUCAUAUUCCACCUUCUUAUGAACUUUAUAGUUACAUUGUUUUCACCACAACUCAAAUAAAGAGUGUAAUAGUUGAUUCUCCUGCGAGCUUAGCAAGAGGACUAAGUAGUAAGAUUUAUCGUCCCCCAAAACCAUCACUCCCAUACGUAUACUCGUCAUACAAUCAAGACGGUGCUAAGAUACGCCAAAAAGUUCCAUUAUUAAUUUCCAAUGAAAAGAUCAGCAAAACGGAAGCUAUUACAGAUACUUAUGAUACUUCCUCAAUUAAGGGACUAGUCAAUGAUGGAUUACAAAUUGCUUGUAGAAAUCUUGCUUUACAGAAAUAUCCCUGUUUAAAUCACUAUGAUCCUUGGUUUAACCAUGUUUACCAAUCUAUGCCAUGUCCUGCCCUUUAUCAAGAUCCUACAUAUGCUGCACCGUCAUCGAUUGCUUCUCAAAGUCUCUUUACCUCUUAUCCAUCUGUUCCAUUUUCUCUUCGGCAGGGCAAUGGAGGGUUUGAUUUUGAAGCAUUGCCUCAGAACUUCGAGCCGUACAAGCUAUGGGGUCCUGAAGGAGACAACAACCAAGAAGAUCAAACUGCUUAUACUGUUGAUGGAUCUUCUUAUCAGAACGAGACAUGGAAUUAUCAAGGAAACAACAAUCAAGAAGAUCCAACUGCUUAUACUGUUGAUGAAUCUUCUUAUCGGAACGAGACAUGGAAUUAUCAAGGAAACAACAAUCAGGGAGAUCAAACUGCUAAAAAUAUUGACGAAUCUUUUGACAUGAACUCGCGCAAUCCGUUCGAUCCUAUCGGUAGACCUUGGAAUCCGUUUGGCCCUAUCGAGCGACCCUUCUCAUAUCUUCCCUCUAGUCAUGAACUGGCAGAUUUGGGAUUUGUGUAAAAUCUAAGUUUGAAAAAGGAGUGGGUGGCACAUAUCAUUGACAAGUUCA